Messenger RNA from Rosa chinensis, 1314 nucleotides. RefSeq names its product acid phosphatase 1. The record is from RefSeq and is a predicted model, not a curated record. Lineage: Eukaryota; Viridiplantae; Streptophyta; Magnoliopsida; Rosales; Rosaceae. Gene Ontology annotation, molecular function: acid phosphatase activity. The coding region runs from base 335 to 1138 and encodes 267 amino acids. The transcript is spliced from 3 exons.
UCCCCAACAACCAAAACCCAACUCCCAAAACUUUGUCCAAACUUUCAAUUCUCUAAUCCUUCUCUCUCUCUCUCCAUUGACUUCACUCCCACGCCACCUCUCUUCCUUCUUCUCCUAUAUAAACCAACCCCCCCUCCCAAACCCAAAAACCCAGACACGUUUUUCACUGUUCCGUCUGUAACAUAAGCCCCAAGUAACGCAUCAAAAAAAAACUUCAUCUUUCCAAAAACCCUAAAUCCCCAAAGAGCUUUCCUUUUUUUUGGGGCUUUUACUCAGAUUCACUUCUUCUCCAACACCCGGAAUUCAAUUUCCCUCAAUUUCACAACAAUCAGCCAUGAUUUUCUGGAAAUUUCUCCUUCUGUUUCCUCUACUAACCCUAGCUUUCUCCCACCAACCUUUCGACUCCCACCACCUACCCCGGCCGUUGAUCAUCGAGUACCCCGAGCACGCCGAGCCCCGUUUCAAGGAGCUAGAGGAGGAAGAGCUCAAGCUACGCUGUACGAGCUGGAGGUUUUCGGUGGAGGCUAACAAUGUGAAUCCAUGGAAGACGAUUCCGGAGGAAUGUGGAGAGUAUGUGAAGGACUACGUCACCGGCCGGGCUUAUGGUGUUGAUCUGGAGAGGGUUUCUAAUGAUGCUGGGCUUUAUGCCAAGAGUGUUGGAUUGAGUGGUGAUGGCAAAGAUGUGUGGAUUUUCGAUGUUGAUGACACUCUUCUGUCCAAUCUUCCGUAUUAUGCCGACCAUGGUUAUGGCUUGGAGGUUUUUGAUCAGUUGCAGUUUGAUAAGUGGGUCGAGAAGGGCAUGUCACCUGCUAUAAAGUCCAGCUUGAAACUCUAUGAAGAGGUUUUGGGCUUGGGCUUUAAGGUAUUCUUGCUCACUGGGCGCAGCGAAGGGAAAAGAGGGGUUACUAUUGAGAAUCUGAUCAAUGCAGGAUUUCGAGACUGGCAUAAGCUUAUUUUGAGGGACGCAAAUGACCAAGGGAAAUUAGCUACAAUUUUCAAAUCAGAGAAAAGAGGCGAGAUGGAAAAGGAGGGAUACAGAAUUCUUGGAAAUUCUGGAGACCAGUGGAGUGAUUUAUUGGGUAGCUCAAUGUCCAUCCGCUCAUUCAAGCUUCCCAAUCCCAUGUAUUACAUUCCAUAAUAGAAGAAAGUUGUUCCGAUAAUUAUAUUGUACUGAUUGGUUUGUGGUCCUUGGUACAUAGGCACUGAAGCUGUCAUGUAAUUGUAGUACUGAGUAAAAAUUUGUGAUGAAUAUAUACUACAGGGAAUUGUAAAUGUCAAAGUCACUAUUGUAUAUACUUCCAGUUUAAAUCUCUC